Molecule: messenger RNA, 2526 nt
Organism: Micropterus dolomieu (smallmouth bass)
Lineage: Eukaryota; Metazoa; Chordata; Actinopteri; Centrarchiformes; Centrarchidae
Gene: scarb1
Product: scavenger receptor class B, member 1
Exons: 14
Coding region: 187-1713 (508 amino acids)
Biological process (GO): recognition of apoptotic cell; cholesterol import; plasma lipoprotein particle clearance
Cellular component (GO): cytoplasm; caveola
Molecular function (GO): scavenger receptor activity; low-density lipoprotein particle binding; lipid binding
Source: RefSeq, a predicted model, not a curated record
UUAUCGAUCAGGCAGAUGAAAAAGCCGGGUGCACUGUAGACUUCAACUUUGAGCAGCAGCGCUUCAUGUUGAAACACAGGUGAAGUCUUCACAGCUAGCUAGCAGCGCGCAGCUCUCUGGAGCCAAACAAAGAACCACACGGAGCCAAACAAAGAAUUACGCACGGCGAGCUGUGCGUAAGAAGCCAUGGCAAUUAAUAAAGCCAAGGUCGCUUUUGGGUUCAUAGUCGCAGGUGUGCUGACGGUGUUUUUCGGGACUGUUCUUGCUUUCGUGGGACCGAUAAUCAUCGACGACCAGGUGGUGAAGAACACAGUGAUCGACCCAGACAAUGACCUCUCCUUCACCAUGUGGAAAGACGUCCCUGUGCCCUUCUUCAUGUCUGUCUACUUCUUCAACAUCCUCAACCCUCAGGAGAUACUGGCGGGAGAAAAGCCCAUGGUGGAGCAGAGAGGACCUUACGUGUACAGAAAACACAUCCAGAAAGACAACAUCACAUUUCAUCCCAACAACACGGUGUCCUACAAGGAAUACAGACAGUACUUCUUUGAGCCGUCCAUGUCUGUAGGGAACGAGUCUGACGUUGUCACGCUUCCAAACAUGUUGGUGCUGGGUGCAGCGGUCAUGCUGGAAAAUCUGCCGUUUGCGGUGCGUUUAAUGAUCAGCGCCACCUUCAAGACUUUCAACGAGGGGCCCUUCCUGACCAAGACCAUAGGCGAGCUGAUGUGGGGCUAUGACAGUUUACUGGUGGAGUUCCUGAAUCGGUACCUGCCCGGCAUGCUGCCCUCAACGGGGAAGUUUGGCCUCUUUGCUGACUUCAACAACUCAAACACCGGCCUGUUCACCAUCUUCACUGGAAAAGACGACAUCAGGAACGUCCACAAGGUCGACUCCUGGAACGGCCUGACGCAGCUGAGCUACUGGCAGACGCCUCAGUGCAACAUGAUCAAUGGAACAGCUGGACAGAUGUGGCCUCCCUUCAUGACCAAAGAGAGCACUUUACCUUUCUACAGCCCUGACGCCUGCAGAUCAUUGGAGCUCGUUUACCAGCGUCCUGGCGAGUUUAAUGGCGUCCCCCUGUAUCGAUUUAUUGCACCCAAGACGAUGUUCGCUAAUGGGACCGAUUACGCUCCCAAUGAAGGUUUCUGCCCCUGCAGACAGUCCGGCCUGCUGAAUGUCAGCAGCUGCCGCCACAAGUCUCCGUGCUUCAUCUCUCAUCCUCACUUCUAUAACGCCGAUCCCGUGCUGCUGGACUACGUGCAGGGCCUUCAUCCAACUGAGGAGGAGCAUGGCCUCUUCAUAGACAUUCACCCGCUAACGGGCAUCCCUCUGAAUGUGGCCAUCCGUCUGCAGCUCAACCUCUACAUGAAGAGAGUGUCAGGAAUUACAGAAACUGGCAAGAUUGCUGAGGUGGUGAUGCCGAUGCUCUGGUUUGAGGAGAGCGGAUAUAUCGACGGGCCCAUCCUCUCUACGUUCCACACGAACCUGGUCGUCCUGCCUGCCGUGAUGGAGUACAUGCAGUACGGCUUCAUCGGCCUCGGCCUGGCGAUGAUAAUAAUCGCUGCCCUGGUGCAUUACAAAGUGAAGCGGUCUCAAACAAACACGACAAUAACUUCCACUGUGACGAACUCUGGGGAAUCCGGUAAAGAGCCGGUAAAAGGUUCACAUGACCAUGAAACAAAGGAGAAAUAUGUCAUGAGUAAUUCAGACGAUUAAAGGCGACACACCAGAGGGACACACGAGCACUUCAACCGGAGAGAAAGACCCUCUACUACAAGAUGACGAGGACUGAUGAGACACACACACACAGCUGGUGUUGUGUGGACUCUGACGACCGACAUCAUUUGAAAACCUGUCACACGGUGCUCAGUAUAUUUUAAAACUCGCACAAAAGAUAAGCUUUGCUGUAUUUUACUGUACGGUUUAUGAAACACUCAGCCGGAGACCCGUGUUCACUUUAUUUAGUGCUUGUGUUCAGGCUGCUGGGGUUGAGACUGUGUUGUCUCUUCAGGCAGAGCGAGUCGAGAUGUUCUGUCACUGAAAACCACUUUUUUGUAUUUAAAAAAAAUUAACUGACCACAAACACCAUUUCCAGUUUUUAACGUGUUAAUUUUUCUGCCAGGUGUUUGAGAAUCAUCAGUGUUGAGACGAAACAUUUUCUAGUUUUUCAUCAGGAGUCGUACACGGUUAUUGCGGUGGCUGUGAUUUUUAAAGAAAUGUUUCUGUAAUAAUAAACAAGGGAACUCGCAGGAAGCGGUGUCUCUACUGAGCGCCAACGUGCCUUUAUUAAGAGGGGAGACAUUUCUUUAUCAACUAACCUUCGGGUCCUUCGUGAGAGUUGAGACUUCAAGCAGAGUAUCGAACAGUCAUCUGACGAUUCUUUCUAAAGGUGUGAAUGUAGUUCUUGAAUCGAAUGUGUAACACUGUCUAAAGGAAUGAAUGUUCAGUAUUUCAGUCAGCCCUUUGGUGUCAAAUGCUUAUGUUAUGAGAACUUGGAGGUAAUAAUAAAUAUAUUUGAAAUUACAAUAA